AUGUACGCGACUCACGUACCCAGUUUCCCCGAUACCCACGAGGUUCUCCUCGUUCCGCGUGAAGGCGACGACGCCGCUCUGAGAGCGAGGGUGAUAUCGGCCCUCGUAGGCAUCCUGCUCCAUGGAAUACUGUAUGGUUGCGUGCUCUUUUCUGUGAGGCUGUACUGGAAGGAAGCCCCCUCCACGGAUCGUCCGUGGCUCAAGUUUUUAAUCCUCCUUUGUACUGCACUGCUCUCCAUUAACUUGCCCAUCCUCCUUCACGUGUCGUACAACCAGGUUCAACACAACUUUAACGACCUUGGCCUCACCACCCCUUGGGAUAUCAACCUCUCGCCGAUCUUCAACACCACUGCUAUCAUCAUCAUACGAUUCCUCUUGUUGCGCAGGCUUUGGAAGUUCUGUCAGACCUUCCGAGCCGGCCCCAAGCGCAUCGUGUCUUUAUUAGGUCUUUUCCUCUCGCUCCUUACUACCCUGGCCGCUUAUUUUGUUAACAUCGCGAGCAUGAUUAGCUCUCAUGUGAAUCCCACGGAUAUAGCAUUGAACGUGACGCUGUCUUAUACUUCUUUCGCAAACGGAUUCGUCGCGGACCUCCUGUUCGCCGGUAUGCUGUGCGCUUGGCUUCACUCAUCCCGCACUGGGAUCAAGAGCACGGAUUCCGCAAUCACCAUCCUGAUCGUGUACACCAUCGAAUCUGCAAUGACACCCCUCCUGUGCGACACGGCCGCAAUUAUCGCGUUGAAGCUCGCGCCACAGCUCGACGUGCAUGUCUUCUUCUGGCUCCAAAUGGGCCCUCUGUACUUCCUCUCGCUCCUCGUCUCGCUGAACUCGCGGCAGGACGUGUCCAAGCGCAUCCGCGACCCGACCGUCUCGCGCUCGGCCGGCGGCCAGCUCCCGACGUACAACAUCCAGUUCGCCUCCCCGGACACGUUCGAGCUCUCGUCGCUGAACGGGAGGCACGGAGAGCCCGAGAAGGCGGACCUCGCGGCCGCCCAGGACCACCAUCCCGCGCACCUCGUCGGCGCGCGCGCGUCGACUCGGGACGUCGCCGCGAUGGAGGUCGCGGAGGUCCCCGUGGACCGCCACGGGUCGUCCGGGGACUCGUCCCGCCACGCGAGCACGCUCUGCGAUCGCGUCGAGUCGGCGUGA
Epithele typhae is the source of this 1146-nucleotide messenger RNA. RefSeq lists its product as uncharacterized. The record is from RefSeq and is a predicted model, not a curated record. The transcript is spliced from 19 exons. Lineage: Eukaryota; Fungi; Basidiomycota; Agaricomycetes; Polyporales; Epitheliaceae. The coding region runs from base 1 to 1146 and encodes 381 amino acids.